Molecule: messenger RNA, 1359 nt
Organism: Copidosoma floridanum
Lineage: Eukaryota; Metazoa; Arthropoda; Insecta; Hymenoptera; Encyrtidae
Product: odorant receptor 4-like
Biological process (GO): detection of chemical stimulus involved in sensory perception of smell; sensory perception of smell
Cellular component (GO): plasma membrane
Molecular function (GO): olfactory receptor activity; odorant binding
Source: RefSeq, a predicted model, not a curated record
UUCAAAGUGUUUUUAAUGUUGCUGGAACAUCAAGUAAUAGCUACCAUGGAUAAAAUCUCCUCGUUUGACGAUUAUGUAUGGCCAAACAGAUAUCUACUCAAUUCCAUCGGAUUUUGGCCUAAGGAGUCUAAUGAAUCAUGCAUCUCACGAAUGCUCACCUACUUUCGAAUAAUAUUAUCUAUUUUCCUUAUCAGUACAAUAUUUUUGCCCGAAAUUUUCACCAUGAUUAAGUAUAGGCACAACAUCGCCAUCAUAACAGGUUCAGCUCCACGGCUGUUUAAAAAAGUUGUCAAACACAUAUUAACAAGUUUGAGAGGAGACGGUAUCAAAUCGUUGGGCUUCAGCAUUAAGUGGGGCAAGAUAUCAUUACUAGACGUCGGCAGUGUAGCAAUAGAAAUGAGUCAACUGAUCUUCAAAGUGUACUACAUGCUGGCACGACGAGAGAAAUUUUAUAAAAUUUACAAGAGCGCCAAGGAACUCUGGUCCAUAACAAGUGAUCACACAGAGCGGAGACACUUGGAGAAAUUGGCGAAGCUAGCCAAUCGCGCUAGUAUCGGUCUCUUCAGCGUGGGAAUGGCAAAUCUAUUCACUUUCUCAACUGUUUCGACUGUUCUUACAAUCAAUAACUAUCGUCGAUCGAACAAUACGAAUUAUGUUCAUUAUUUUCCACUGAAUAUUGAAUAUGGUAUCAUUGACACGCAACGCUCAUCCAACUUCGGAAUCGUGCUGUGCUCACAAAUAAUAGCAAUGAUCUGCAGUAUCAUUGGCAUUGCUGGCUUUGAUUCUACUACGAUGACCCUGAUAUUGCACCUUUCCGGACAAUUCCGCCUUGUGGCCGCGAGAUUUCGUAAACUUGGCAACAUAAUGACGCUUGGAUUGCUAGAAUUUCAAACGAAGGUCGAGGAAUGUAUUAGUCAUCACCAAAAAACUUUAAGGAUAGCAAACGAGACGAGGGAACUCCUGGCCCCAGUGAUCUUCGUCCAACUGAUGUCUAGUGGCCUGGAAAUAUGCCUUAGUAUUUUCAUGCUAGUAAGGGGUGGUAGCAAUACAGAAGUGACAAAAUACAUUAUCUACGCCGUCACAAUGUUCGUUCAAUUGGUUCUGUGGUGUUUGCCGGGUGAGCUGAUCAUGCAAGACAGCAUGUCCGUGGGAAACGUCAUUUAUCACGAACUUCCUUGGUAUCGGCUUCCUGUCAGUCAGCAAAAAGAUCUGUUUUUCGUCAUGGCUAGAGCUAGAAGAAGCUGCUGCGUCACAGCUCUUAAAUUUCAGGUCAUGUCGAUCAGCAAACUCGCUGAGGUUUUUAAUACAGCAGCAUCUUACUUUGCACUCUUGCGAAGCGUGACAGACAAAUCAGUUUAA